Phytophthora infestans T30-4 is the source of this 475-nucleotide messenger RNA. RefSeq lists its product as uncharacterized. The record is from RefSeq and is a predicted model, not a curated record. Lineage: Eukaryota; Oomycota; Peronosporomycetes; Peronosporales; Peronosporaceae. The coding region runs from base 75 to 239 and encodes 54 amino acids. The transcript has a single exon.
CUGAUGGAGCCAUGGCGAAGUUUUAAGCUGACAAGUUGCAGCGCUGGGUGCUUUCUCUACUUGCGUUUUGGUACAUGAUCGAGCAUGUACCUAGUGACGUUAGCGUGUGGGGCAAUCUGUUAAGCAAUUGGGGCGCUGAUAAGGAGCGUAUCGAGGACGGCGCAGUUGCGCGAGUAGCCCGUCUAGCGGUUGGCAACGCGUGUCACCACUUGAAGAGCCUGGGUUUUCUGGCCCACUGAGGCCGAGCAACGGACACUGCAGCGGGCAGCGCGUGAUGCUGGCGACGCCCUACAAGGUGUUGUGUGGAGUGAUGAACGUGGCCUUAUGCUGAUGCCGUCCGGUCAAGUGUGGAUCCCGCUCGACGCGGGCGACCUGCAACAGCGUCUAUGCGUGAUAGCACACGCAGGUGCUAGCGGCCACAGAGGUGCCCAUUCAACCGCGCAAGCUCUCGAGACUGUGCUUUUCUGGACAUUUA